Rana temporaria (common frog) is the source of this 2207-nucleotide messenger RNA. It is a transcript of the gene CCDC92B, whose product is annotated as coiled-coil domain containing 92B. Lineage: Eukaryota; Metazoa; Chordata; Amphibia; Anura; Ranidae. Bases 204 to 1124 code for a protein of 306 amino acids. The record is from RefSeq and is a predicted model, not a curated record. The transcript has 4 exons.
CUCCUACUUGGUCCCGCCUCCUCCUGGCCUGAUGCCUUGUCUCAUAGGGGGAGGCCUGCAGUAUGAGGAGGAUCGCAGGUCCCUGAGCACCGAGGACUGAGGGGGAGGGGAGGGAUUGUUUACAUGAGCCGUGCACGACACUGCGCCACGAUCAGUUCUAAUGAUCCGGAUCUCCGUGUGUGCAGGAGCUGACUCUCGCUGUAAUGGAGACACAGCCCUUGAAACAGCAAAUCCAAAGCGUGGAGCGCAAUAUUGCAUUUCUUAAAAAAGAACAGCUGGAUCUGUUGCGUGAUCUUCACCUGGAAAUUCUCAGACUGCAAAAGCAUUGCACGGAGCUUACACAAGAAUUGGAAUCAAAGAGAGUGGAGGAUUUCCAGCAAGAUCAAAUUGAGCUAGAAAUGGAGGAAAAAUGCAGAAUUUUGGAAGCCCGGUACAGUGAAAAAGAGAAGCUGAACCUGCAUUUAAAAAAAGAGCUUUACCAUCGGGAGAAUAGAGUUGCAGCUUUGAGAUCUAAACUGAGGGAAAAGGAAAAGAGGUACUUGGAGGAAGUGAAGAGAAGAAGUCACAGAGUUACCAUAAUGAAUACAGAGUUGCACAAGCAAACUGAAGCUGCAGCUUAUCUAUCUUUCCAGCUGCAUGCGAUGAAGCAGAAGCAGCAAAGCUCACAAUACAGCAAUCAGGUAUCAUCCUGCCCCCUUGACCUCUCAGUAGUCAAGCAACCUUAUCACGAAGGAAAGGUCAAGAGGAGAGUCCACAAGCAUCAUAGUGCUUGGAGGGCUGAGUGUUCUGCAACCAAGGAUAUAACAAGAGACUCCUUUCAGAAGGAGCAGAUGACCAGUUAUGACGAGUUGGAACCUAUGCCAGAUCCAGCUCUAUUUUUGUAUCCUAAGAGGUACCUGCAACAUCAUCGGCAGAGAGCGGAAUCAAAACCUCACAGCCUUGAAAAGAGCGGCCCAGGUCGUGUUGGUGGUUCAAUGCCACUUGGCAGUCAGUGGUCGGAAAAGCUUUCAUCAGAUAAUGAGGAUUCGCCUCCUUCCAUUCCUGUUGUUAAAGCUAAACUUCCAAAAAGUGAACGAGGAAAGAGACGUGCUUUGGCUAGGCAAGAUUCCAGGGAUUCCGAAUAAAGCAGGGCAUUCUGUCCAAAGGCCUCUUGGAAAGAUAUAUGUUAAACCAGUAGGAGUCUUUAUAGUAAACUGGUUGCUAUACUGUAUUUCCACGUGCACUGCUCUCUUUUAUGAAGUCUUCCUACAUCUGCUACGUUUCUUCCUCAUUGCUUAGUGGAAGAUUUUUACGGCUGCUUCUGUUUUCCUACAACAUAUAUCUUCUUUAGAAGUCCUUUCUGAAGAUUUGUUAUAUACCUUUUUUAUUUCGUUAAAUUUAAAAACUAAAUCAAAAUACAGAGUAGCAAUACUUGUUUUUCCACAAUAGAAUUCUUUUGUCAAUGUCACAAAUAAGUUCGCUUUGAAACCUCCUACAAGAAUAAUAUAGACUGUGCAGUGUUCAUGGCAGCUCUAUUUGCUUGCCUAAUAUGGUAUUUGUAUAUGCUUUUUUAGGAUAAUUUUAGAUCUCUUCGCUGCUUGGCCUUGCUAAAAUAUCACAACACAAACGUUAAACUUGUUUCAUUGACCUCGUGGUCAUAAUAAUCAGGAGAUACUAAACUAGGAACACCUAUUGAACUUCUGAAUGUUUUCUUUAUUUUUAUUCCGUAACAGAUUUCAGUAAAGAUUUGUACUUUUUAAUUGAAUGGAUGUCGCACACAAAAAAAAAAAAAAAGAUUAAUUUAUGCUCAAGGAAUUCAGGGAUCAGGUAAAUAAAAAUGUACUUCUGUAUGACUUUUUUUACAAUAAGGAAAAAGAGGUUUUAUUUAUUUUUACAUCUGCUGAAAAGGUUUAUUAAGACAACACCACAGUUGAACAAAGAACGAGCUGGUUUCUCAGUUGCUAUUUCUGAUUUAAUGUCCGUUUUUAGUGCAUACCAAAGUGAUACUUGCAUUUCAAAACGCUGUACCAUUUCCUCCAGUGCUUUAUGCCAGGUAGUCAUUAUUAUGUUUAGAAGCUUUGUCGUUGGAUGAUGUCAGGUAGUGGCUAGACAGGAAGGCACUUUAUUCAUUACUGCACUGCAGUUAUGGUUUUCUCAAAUUUUUAUAAAAUAUUCAGUCUCCCAACUAUGUCCUUUCAUUUCAGCUUUCAUUAAAAUUUCAUAUCAUU